This is a messenger RNA of Choloepus didactylus (southern two-toed sloth), 936 nucleotides long. RefSeq names its product olfactory receptor 4X2-like. Gene Ontology annotation, biological process: G protein-coupled receptor signaling pathway. The record is from RefSeq and is a predicted model, not a curated record. Gene Ontology annotation, molecular function: olfactory receptor activity; G protein-coupled receptor activity. Gene Ontology annotation, cellular component: membrane. NCBI's taxonomy places the organism in Eukaryota, Metazoa, Chordata, Mammalia, Pilosa, Megalonychidae. Bases 1 to 936 code for a protein of 311 amino acids. The transcript has a single exon.
AUGGCUGAAUCAUCUAAUGUCACUGAGUUCAUUUUUCUGGGACUUUCUCACAAUCAGGAGGUGCAGAGAGUUUGCUUUGUGAUAUUUCUGCCCUUGUACAUGGCAAUUGUGGUGGGGAAUUUCCUCGUUGUGCUCACUGUGAUGACCAGCAGAAGUCUUGGCUCCCCCAUGUACUUCUUCCUCAGCUACCUGUCCUUCGUGGAGAUAUGCUACUCCUCUACUACAGUCCCGAAACUCCUUUUUGAUUUGCUGACUGAUCAGAAAUCUAUAUCUCUGUGGGGCUGCCUGACACAGCUUUUCUUCUUUCACUUCUUUGCUGGUACUGAGAUAUUCCUGCUCACCGUGAUGGCCUAUGACCGCUAUGUGGCCAUCUGCAAGCCCCUCAACUACACCACCAUCAUGACCCAGCAGGUGUGUGCUGUCCUGGUGGGAAUUGCAUGGUUGGGGGGCUUUGUGCAUUCCUUUUCCCAAAUCCUUCUCACCUUCCACUUGCCCUUUUGUGGCCCCAAUGUGAUCGAUCACUAUUUCUGUGAUGUGCUUCCACUGCUCAAACUUGCUUGUUCUGACACCUUCCUCAUUGGUCUGCUGAUUGUUGCCAAUGGGGGCACCCUGUCUGUCAUCAGCUUUGUGGUCCUCCUCGUCUCCUAUAUGGUCAUCUUGCUCCAUUUGAGGAACCAGAGCUCUGAAGGGCGGCGCAAGGCCCUCUCCACCUGUGGGUCCCACAUCACUGUGGUUGUCUUGUUCUUUGGGCCCAUCGUCUUCAUCUAUCUGAGGCCUUCUGCCACUCUGACUGUGGACAAGAUAGUGGCCGUGUUCUACACGAUGGUCACUCCCCUCCUCAGCCCUGUCAUCUACACCCUGAGAAAUGCUGAGGUGAAAAAUGCCUUGAAGAGGCUGUGGGUCAGGACAAUGAGACCAGAUGAUGGUUGGGGCUGA